Molecule: messenger RNA, 450 nt
Organism: Rotaria sp. Silwood1
Lineage: Eukaryota; Metazoa; Rotifera; Eurotatoria; Philodinida; Philodinidae
Source: the annotation of a GenBank genome assembly
AUGAUUCAACGUUUAGCUCUAAAAAGUUCUAAACCAUGUCCACCAGUUAAGUGUCCAGGUAAUAAACCAAAACAAUGUUCAUAUGGUUAUCAAAAAACACUAGAUGGUUGUGAAAUUUGUAAAUGUAAUGAUCCAUGUAAUCCAGCUGGAAAAGCAAAACUUUGUGGACCUAAACAACGAUGUUCCGUUGAUAAGAAACCUGAUGGAACAUUUCAAGCUAAGUGUGUUGAAUCAAAAGCGAAAAAUCCUAAAGGAAAGAAACCAAAAGAUGAACCUUUAAAACCUGAAUGCAAGUUACCAAAAUUAACGGGUCCAUGUCGAGCAUCUUUCCAACGUUUUUACUAUAAUUCAGCUACGAAAAGCUGUGAAUCAUUCACUUAUGGAGGAUGUCAAGGCAAUAAAAAUAACUUUCUUACAAAAGCUGAAUGCGAAAAAGCUUGCGUAGCUUAA